Messenger RNA from Danaus chrysippus (African queen), 807 nucleotides. Lineage: Eukaryota; Metazoa; Arthropoda; Insecta; Lepidoptera; Nymphalidae. The record is from the annotation of a GenBank genome assembly.
AUGGAAAUUAAGGUUGUGCAAUUUUUAGUUUCCUUACUCGUUGUAACCUAUCAUGAUCUGAAAACACCAAGAUCUGUAAAUGCUAAGGAAUCAGAUGAGACAGCUUUACAUGAAGCACUGCUAUUGGUUGAACUUUUAAAGUCAGGAAAUUAUAACCCACCUCAAAUGUGGCGCAGGAUGGAUUACGAAAACGUUUUUGGACCGCAACCAAACGCAACUACUUCUUCUUCACAAGCCACCGAAAAAACUACAGUAUCAAACGCUGAGACUUCAACCGACUCAACAACACAAUUACCAAGCUCCAUAACCACCACUACCAAAGGACAGGAUUCGCAGUCCACCUUAAAACCCCCUACCACGGCAAAACAAAAUACCGUGUCAUCCCCAAAACCCCUAAAGACUCCAUCUUCAGCUACGGCGCUUACCACGCACAAAACCAUUUUAGUGACAUCCAAAACUAACAAUAAGUCGAAAAAUACAAAAGCACCCACGGUAUACCAAAAAAAAGAUACUAAAGGGACGGAACCAAAGAAACUGAACUUAAAUUUAGAAGAGAUAACAAGCCCGGUUCCGAUAACCGAUCCUGAACAAGCACAAGUAGUAUCAGAACUUGAACAAGAACUUGAAUCUGAGAUAGUAUAUUCUUCUAGUACAUUAUCACCAUCGUCUCGGUGGCAUAUGACAUGGCGGCCCACCACCAGAAUACAUUUAGCCGGCAGCACUAGAUAUCCUAUACCACUACCUGUAAAUCACGCCUACUGUUAUACCAACCCCGAAAGUCCUCUGUGUCGCACAUUUAUCAAAUAA